AUGAGGAAACCGGAAGGCAAAUUCAACAGGGUGAAGCUGAGGAAAGGGUCGUGGUCGCCGGAAGAAGACGAGAAGCUGAUCAAGUACAUGCUGAGCGACGGCCAAGGGUGUUGGACCGACAUUGCUCGGAAUGCCUGUCUGCAGCGGUGCGGCAAGAGUUGUCGUCUUCGUUGGAUUAAUUACCUGAGGCCUGACCUCCGGCGUGGUGCCUUUUGUCCUCAAGAGGAACGCCUCAUCCUUCAUUUGCGUUCCAUCCUCGGCAACAGAUAUUUGUUAGUGGUCUCAAAUAGCAGCUCGUCUUUCGGGAAGAACAGACAACGAAAUAAAGAAUUUCUGGAACUUGAUACUGAAGAAGAGAUUGAAAAACGCCACCACACUACAACAAAACAGGUGGUGGCCACCACCUCCACAUCUUCAUCGCUAAACAACACUGAUUCAACACCAAAGCCAAUAAGAGGAGGAACCAUUUUCCCUGUACUGCAUGCAUGA
Hibiscus syriacus is the source of this 489-nucleotide messenger RNA. Its product is annotated as transcription factor MYB83-like. The record is from RefSeq and is a predicted model, not a curated record. The transcript is spliced from 2 exons. The coding region runs from base 1 to 489 and encodes 162 amino acids. NCBI's taxonomy places the organism in Eukaryota, Viridiplantae, Streptophyta, Magnoliopsida, Malvales, Malvaceae.